Messenger RNA from Periophthalmus magnuspinnatus, 3754 nucleotides. RefSeq names its product protein Niban 1-like. The record is from RefSeq and is a predicted model, not a curated record. The coding region runs from base 167 to 3037 and encodes 956 amino acids. Lineage: Eukaryota; Metazoa; Chordata; Actinopteri; Gobiiformes; Gobiidae. The transcript is spliced from 15 exons.
GAGAGUCCCGGAACAAGACCCGAGCCUCACCUGAGUCUCACCUGCGCCAGGAUCUGAACCGGACUAACGCGGGUCUCAGGAUCUGAACCGGACUAACGCGGGUCUCAGGAUCUGAACCGGACUAACGCGGGUCUCAGGAUCUGAACCGGACUAACGCGGGUCUGUUAUGGGGAUCUCCGGGUCCUCUCUGUUGGACGAGAGCAAGAGCGCGUCCAUCCGAGGUGAGGCGGAGGCGGAGCUCCGGCGCUUCACUCCGUUCUACAGGAGGCAGUUCUUCGUGGCUCGGUUCUGUCAGGCUCAGAACGACGUGGAACAACUGCGGGAACAAACCACACAACUGCUCAAACAGAAGGCGCCCCCUGAAGGCGGAGAGGUGCUCUACGAGGACGCCCUGUUUUAUUUUGACGAGACGCGAAAAUGGAGAGAAAGAUACGUCGUAAUGAGAGCAAACUACAUCCUGGAGUGUCACGAGAACAUCGAGACUUUCCUGAAGGGGGCGCCACCGCACCACAGACUGCUGCCCACAGGGGGCGCUGUGCUGACCACAGAGGAGAGAUACAUGGAGCUGGUGGACAGAUGCUUCCCCGAUGACUCCAGUGCUCAGGAGGACUUUGCCCCGCCCCUUUCCUCGAUGCCGGGGCAGUUUCCUGUUUACCUGCGGUUGCCGUAUCGACGGGACUCGUACUUCUGCUUCAAACAACAACAGAGACAGGAGAAGUUUCUGUCUGCUCUGACGAGCUGUGUACGACACCAGAACCAAGACUUCCUGAAGAAAAGCUCUUUUGAGGUUAAAGGUUUCGUCAAAGCCGUUCAGUUUUACAGAGAAUCUCAGGGAAGCUACGGGAACUGGGACAUGCUGAUCGGGAGUGACGUCAGGGUUCUCUCUAACUCGGUGAUGGAGCGUCUUCUUGUCGUUCUGGAGAAAGAUCUGCUCCCGAAACUCAAGGCCAAGAAGAACGAGAAGAAACGAGUGUGGUUCGCUACGGUGGAGGCGGCGUAUGUGCUGGUGCAGGAGACACUUCUGGAGGGACUUUCGUCUCUGAAGGACGAGCUCAGGACGAGUCUCAGGCAGAAGGAGGUCCAGAUCCACUCAGACAUGGACCAGAUCCAGAGGAGCAGAGAACAGCUGAAGGAGCGAGUCCAAGCGGUGGUGGUUCCUCCUGCUGAGGGUCUCGUCUCACAGGAGGUGCAGCCGUACCUGAGCUCCGUCCUGGAGGAGCUCAUGGAGCCCGUCAGCCGCGGCUUCUCCCAGGGACGAGAGCUGUGUGCGGGGAUGAUGGACCAGGUCAGAGAGGAGGUCCUCCGGGGAGUGGACCGAGAGACACUCAGGGAGGCGCUCCUGUCCAUGUCCCGUCCUCGCCUGGAAGACAGUUUUCAUUCCAUCGGGUUUCUCGAGGAGCGGCUGAAGCGUCUCAGAGACAGAUUUGGCUUCAAGAACCUGACAGGAGUCGUCCACAGCGUCCAGAUCGACCUCCAACAGUUGAUGGAAAACGCCGCCUUCACGUUUGAGACUCUUCUGCACAAAGUUCUGGAGGACGAUCAGGACGACGCCGCGUCUUCCAUCGACAAGGCCCGACAUCGCGUCCUCAAGCAAUUCGACUACGACAGCAGCUCCAUGAGGAAGAGGAUCUGUGAGGAGGCGCUGGUCCAAAUCACACUGCCCUACCUCAAAGAACACCUGCAGGAGCAACGCAAACAGCUCAAGGACGCAGAGGAGAACGUGCCCCUCGAUCACUGCGACUUCAUUGAUAUCGAGAACAUUUACCAAGACGUUCUACUCAGUAUUCUCCACAAAGAGGUCUCGAGAGUUCUCAAAGAGGCGGUGAGUUUGCAGAAGUACAACCUGUUUAACGACAGCAGAGACUUACUGAGUCACUCUAGUCUGUCUUCUACCGGAUCCGCCCCUGCAAGCCCCGCCCUCUCGUCCGCAUCAUCUCUCUGUGCGUCCAAUCACGGCCUUUCCCCCGCGACCCUGCCCCACACGCCCACCGGGACCCAGGAAGCACGGGGCGCCGCAGAUCUGGCAGGCGCCCAAACUGUGGAGACCAAUGGGGACAAAAUGGCUGCCGUAGCGGGAAACACGAAUCCAGAAAGCGUCGCAAAUGGACGACAGGAAGCUAAAGUGAUGGUGGAGGAGAUCAGUGACAUUUCAGAGGAAACGGGAAAUGAAAUCCAAUUGAAAACUCAGGAGAAAGAAGCAAACAAAAUGGUGAAAAAUGCAGAAACUUUAGUCACAAAAGAGGUGAAUGACGCACAUCCGGCGGAAAACAACACCAUGUCCAAACUCGGAGAGAACGUUCAGGAGGCUGCGCAGAUUGUGGCUGGAGCUGAAACAUCUGAACUUCCAGAUGAAGUUUUUGACCAAAAAGAAGAAAAGGAGGAGUCAGAAACAGCUAAGGUUCAAAAACAAGAAGUCACUCCAGCCACAAAUGAAGAGAUCCUCAAACUUAAGACGGAGAUGAACCUGGAAUCUCAAAGUCCAGGAGAGAAAUUUGAGGAAAAUGUUUCAAAUGAAGCUGUGGAAAAUCGGGGCGAAGACAAAGUGACGGCAAAGAAUGAUUCAGAAAACAAAAUGGCCGAAAAUCGAGAUGUUGGUGAAGCUCCUGAGUCUGAAACAGGAAAUGCACAGGGACAGGAAGUACAGGGACAGGAAGUACAGGGACAGGAAGUACAGGGACAGGCAGCAGUGCUCUCUGGUGGUGAGGAGGAAGAGGAGGGCAGCGAUGAUGAAGGCUCCACCACAUCAGACGUCCUGGAGGAAAACAGCCAAUCACCGCUCAGCUCUGAGGAGGUCGACCAAUGGGAGGAGAGGAGCCGUGUGGCGCCGGAGAUCAGUGAAGAACCAGAGCGCCCCCUGGAGGGAGGAGAGGGAGAGGAGCGCCCCCUGGAGGGAGGAGAGGGAGAGGAGCGCCCCCUGGACUGUAUCAGAGUGAUCCGGGAGCUGGUACAGGAGGUGAUUGAGGUGGAAGACCUCGCCCAGAGAUAUCCCUCAGGAGUCCCUGUGGAGGUCCAGAGUCCAGACCAGGACCAGGACUAAACCAGGACUAAACCAGGACUAAACCAGGACUGACCCAGGACUGACCCAGGACUGACCCAGGACUGACCUCAGCCCUGUCUGUGGAGACUCACACCUGCCCCCUGUGGCUCAGAGGUAGAGCUGCAGCGCCUCAUUUUUCCUCAGGUUCUGCCACAAACACCAGCUCAGACUGGAGCCUGUGCAAGUGUUUAUUUAUUUAUUUUUGACAAUUUUGGUUUUUUUUUCUGAAUCAGGUUCAACCUCAGGUCAGGGUCAGGGUCAGAGUUGCUAACAGGGUCUUAGCUGAACUGUUGGGUAAAUAUCCCGCUGCAGCACAUAUAUGACCCCUGACCUUUGACCUCGUCACUGCACCAGGCCAAAGUCAAACUCGUCUUUUCUUUUCAAACUCUUUUGUUUUUGGUGAUGUCACUUCUUGUUCUUCAUUUAAAGUGUGAAACUUUUGACACGUUUAUUUUGUUCCAUCAUUUUGUCCUUUUCUGAUUUAAAUAAAUGUAUUUUUCUUGCUCUGAUUAAACCUGAGCCCUGCCUCAUACACAGCGCCCCCUGGUGCUGCUGCUGUGCCUUUCUGCUAUAAAGGUUUUAUUUUAAUAAUAUUUUAAUGUUUCUCAAAAUUGAUUUUUGUCGAUUUUAGUAAAAGGGAAGUUUGAAAAAUAAAAUAUUUAAAUCAGACAAAUGUAGAAAAAUAUGAUAUAGUUUGAAUAAAACUGAUUAAACACC